AUGCUAACAAGCAUCAAGAAUCAGGAGAUUCUUGUGGAGUUGAAAAAUGGAGAAACUGUGUUUGGAAAGUUGAGUAACUGUGAUUCAUGGAUGAACCUUACACUCACCGACGUCAUCUAUAACUACAACAACGGAGAGAAGUUCAACAAGUUGGAGGAGAUUUAUGUUCGUGGAAACCAUAUCAAAUUCCUUCGUUUGCCCGAUACGGUCAUGGAACAAGCAAAGGAACAGAAUAUGCUUAGCAUCGAGCAGAGAAACAGAACCAAGGGCCGCAGGGGACCUGGCAACUUCCAAAAGAGAAACAACAAUGACUACGGACGUGAAAAUAGGACUGGAGGCAGAAACAGCAACAGUAGUCACAACAACAGUCACAACAAUGCGAACAACAAUAACAACAACAACAACAACAGCGGCAAACGCAACUUUGCCUAG
Messenger RNA from Australozyma saopauloensis, 432 nucleotides. RefSeq names its product U6 snRNA complex subunit. Gene Ontology annotation, molecular function: U6 snRNA binding. The record is from RefSeq and is a predicted model, not a curated record. Lineage: Eukaryota; Fungi; Ascomycota; Pichiomycetes; Serinales; Metschnikowiaceae. The transcript has a single exon. The coding region runs from base 1 to 432 and encodes 143 amino acids. Gene Ontology annotation, biological process: spliceosomal snRNP assembly; nuclear-transcribed mRNA catabolic process; P-body assembly. Gene Ontology annotation, cellular component: spliceosomal tri-snRNP complex; P-body; U6 snRNP.